Molecule: messenger RNA, 1200 nt
Organism: Odocoileus virginianus texanus
Lineage: Eukaryota; Metazoa; Chordata; Mammalia; Artiodactyla; Cervidae
Gene: CABP4
Product: calcium binding protein 4
Biological process (GO): visual perception; regulation of voltage-gated calcium channel activity
Cellular component (GO): cytoplasm
Molecular function (GO): calcium ion binding; calcium channel regulator activity
Source: RefSeq, a predicted model, not a curated record
GCUCCCUGGUGCCACUUCUCUGAGCCCUGUCACCCCUCUCCACAUGGCUGAAGAGCAGGUGAGGGGGCGGCAUGGCCCUGGCCCAGCCCCCGGACCACAGAAGCCCCCCGAGGGGGUCCUGGCUUCCAGUAGUGGUGCUGAGGGGCCCCCCUUGACGAGGAAGAGAAGCAGCAAGAGGGAGAAGGGGCUCCGAGGGUCCCGUAAGGUCACCGGCAGCUCUGGGGAGCAGACCCCCAAGCAGGGCCCUGAGGCCCCGGGGAGCAGCAAGAACCCCUCCAGGACCGGAGAAGGGCAGGAGGGGCCGGCCCCUCGUCGCCAGUCCCACCGGCACCGUCCUGGCCCCCAGCACGAUGCUGCUCAGAGGACGUACGGGCCCCUGCUCAACCGCAUCUUCGGGAAGGACCGAGAGCUGGGCCCUGAGGAGCUGGAUGAGCUUCAGGCCGCCUUCGAGGAGUUUGACACGGACCACGACGGUUAUAUCGGCUACCGGGACCUGGGCGAGUGCAUGCGGACUCUGGGCUACAUGCCCACCGAGAUGGAGCUCAUCGAGGUCUCUCAACACGUCAAGAUGCGGAUGGGUGGCCGUGUGGACUUCGAGGAAUUCGUGGAGAUGAUGGGCCCGAAGCUGAGGGAGGAGACAGCGCACAUGCUGGGGCUGCGGGAGCUGCGGAUUGCCUUCCGCGAGUUUGACAGGGACAGGGAUGGGCGGAUCACGGUGGCAGAGCUGCGGGAGGCAGCACCAGCUCUGCUGGGGGAGCCACUGGUGGGUCCUGAGCUGGACGAGAUGCUCCAAGACGUGGACCUCAAUGGGGACGGCACCGUGGACUUUGACGAGUUCGUGAUGAUGCUGUCCCGCCACUGAGGUUCCUCUGGCCCCAGACACAGCAGCAAGGUUCAGGAUGCACAUCCUCCCUUGGAGGCCCCAGGAUGAAAGAGACCCAGCAGCCCCCGGGCUUCUGCUCUGACAACCUCUGGCUGGAGACCUGGCUUGUGAUGUCACACAAAAAAACCCCCCUCAUUCUCGCCUUCCUUCCACCUGAACGGCCUGGAGGAAACCUGCCCUCGACCACCCGUCAUUCCCUAGUGUGACAAGGUUUGACUCUCUCCAGCCCCUUGGGAAGUAGGGAGCUCCCUGGAAUUGGCAGCAUUCAGAGAUGGGGCAGUGCAGGGGGUGGUUCUGGUAAAAUGGGAGCUGAGAAA